AUGGCAAUGGGAAUUAGGUUUCAUCCUAGGGAUGAAGAGCUUAUUCGUUAUCUACUCAAAUUCGUUUCAUGCAAGAAUUACUCGUGUCAUAAUAUUCAAUUCGAAGAUCUUUAUGGGAAUAAGAAGCCAUGGGAUAUAUUCGAAAGCAAUUCGACAGGAGGGGAUGGAGAUGCUAAAAACGUUAAAUAUUUCUUUACUAAGUUGAAGAAGAAGAAAUCGGAUGGUAGGAGGUUUAUCCGGACCGUGAUUGGAGGAGGAUCGUGGAAGGGGCUCGACGGCGAAAAACCAGUUUAUGAUGGAUUAAAGUUAGUUGGAUCGAAGAAGAAUUAUAGAUAUCAAUACAAAGGUUAUCAAGCUGAUGAUGUUGUUUGGACUAUGAGAGAAUACAGUCUCGAUGAGAAGAUCCUAAAGGCGUUAAGGCGACGGGGUUUAAUGCAUUAUGAGGACGUUGUUUUGUGUUGCGUUAAGCGUAAGAUUAAUGUGCAUGCUCGAGAUCAUAAGGAAUUGGGAGAUUGUAUGCCUAUGGAAAUUACCAGUGGAGACGAGGUUGUUGCUGCUGCCAUGGAUGCCACGCUUCAGACAACUCAACAAUACGAUUCGUGUCUAUUAAAUCGAUUCACAUCAUCUGAUGAACAUAAUAAUGUGUUUCAUGAGUUGCAGCAAGAUCAAAAUAGUGAGCAAUUGAUCAAUCAGGUGCCGAAUAUUGAAGACAUGGCACCUUUUGCUCGAAAUCAUAAUGGCUAUGUUGCAAGUUAUAUCGAGCAAGGGACAGCAAAUUUCCACGAUUCAUGUCCGAUUUAUCCAUCCACGUUAUCUGAACAUAAUAAUGCGUUUCAAGAGUUGCAACAAGAUCAAAAUAGUGAACAAGUAAAUGUCGUCCAAGGAAACAAUAUUGAAGAGAUAGUGCCUUUUGCUCAGUAUCAUAAUGACGAUGUUACAAGUUAUUCGGUGGAAGGAGCAACAAAUUUUCAAGACUAUAAUGUUGAUUGUUAUACAGGGGCUGAUUUUUCAUCGACACUGGCUGAUCUGCUGAAAGAUAGUGGAACACAGCCCCAUUUGCCUAUUGGUGUUAAUGUUCAUGCUCGUGAUCAUAAAGAAUUGGGAGAUUAUACGCCUAUGGAAAUUCCCAGUGGAGACGAGGUUGUUGCUGCCAUGGAUGGCACGCUUCUGACAACUCAACAACAUGAUUCGUGUCUUUUAAAUCCAUUCACAUCAUCUGAACAUAAUAAUGUGUUUCAUAAUGACAAGUUCAAGUAUUUGGGAUUUGGGAUUGUCAAGGCUCCAUUGGACGUGAGCUUUGCACUUUAA
Molecule: messenger RNA, 1308 nt
Organism: Capsicum annuum
Lineage: Eukaryota; Viridiplantae; Streptophyta; Magnoliopsida; Solanales; Solanaceae
Product: NAC domain-containing protein 2-like
Exons: 1
Coding region: 1-1308 (435 amino acids)
Biological process (GO): regulation of DNA-templated transcription
Molecular function (GO): DNA binding
Source: RefSeq, a predicted model, not a curated record